CCUUAAAGGCGCGCGAGCCGAGCGGCGAGGUGCCUCUGUGGCCGCAGGCGCGGGCUCGGGCGACAGCCGAGACGUGGAGUGCGCCGGCUCGCUGCAGCUCCAGGACUCAACAUGCGCUGCUCGCCGGGAGGCGUCUGGCUGGCGCUGGCCGCGUCGCUCCUGCACGUGUCCCUGCAAGGCGAGUUCCAGAGGAAGCUUUACAAGGAGCUGGUCAAGAACUACAAUCCCUUAGAGAGGCCCGUGGCCAAUGACUCGCAACCGCUCACCGUCUACUUCUCCCUGAGCCUCCUGCAGAUCAUGGACGUGGAUGAGAAGAACCAAGUUUUAACCACCAACAUUUGGCUGCAAAUGUCUUGGACAGAUCACUAUUUACAGUGGAAUGUGUCAGAAUAUCCAGGGGUGAAGACUGUUCGUUUCCCAGAUGGCCAGAUUUGGAAACCAGACAUUCUUCUCUAUAACAGUGCUGAUGAGCGCUUUGACGCCACAUUCCACACUAACGUGUUGGUGAAUUCUUCCGGGCAUUGCCAGUACCUGCCUCCAGGCAUAUUCAAGAGUUCCUGCUACAUCGAUGUACGCUGGUUUCCCUUUGAUGUGCAGCACUGCAAACUGAAGUUUGGGUCCUGGUCUUACGGAGGCUGGUCCUUGGAUCUGCAGAUGCAGGAGGCAGAUAUCAGUGGCUAUAUCCCCAAUGGAGAAUGGGACCUAGUGGGAAUCCCCGGCAAGAGGAGUGAAAGGUUCUAUGAGUGCUGCAAAGAGCCCUACCCCGAUGUCACCUUCACAGUGACCAUGCGCCGCAGGACGCUCUACUAUGGCCUCAACCUGCUGAUCCCCUGUGUGCUCAUCUCCGCCCUCGCCCUGCUGGUGUUCCUGCUUCCUGCAGAUUCCGGGGAGAAGAUUUCCCUGGGGAUAACAGUCUUACUCUCUCUUACUGUCUUCAUGCUGCUCGUGGCUGAGAUCAUGCCCGCAACAUCCGAUUCGGUACCAUUGAUAGCCCAGUACUUCGCCAGCACCAUGAUCAUCGUGGGCCUCUCGGUGGUGGUGACGGUGAUCGUGCUGCAGUACCACCACCACGACCCCGACGGGGGCAAGAUGCCCAAGUGGACCAGAGUCAUCCUUCUGAACUGGUGCGCGUGGUUCCUGCGAAUGAAGAGGCCCGGGGAGGACAAGGUGCGCCCGGCCUGCCAGCACAAGCAGCGGCGCUGCAGCCUGGCCAGUGUGGAGAUGAGCGCCGUGGCGCCGCCGCCCGCCAGCAACGGGAACCUGCUGUACAUCGGCUUCCGCGGCCUGGACGGCGUGCACUGUGUCCCGACCCCCGACUCUGGGGUAGUGUGUGGCCGCAUGGCCUGCUCCCCCACGCACGACGAGCACCUCCUGCACGGUGGGCAGCCCCCCGAGGGGGACCCGGACCUGGCCAAGAUCCUGGAGGAGGUCCGCUACAUUGCCAACCGCUUCCGCUGCCAGGACGAAAGCGAGGCGGUCUGCAGCGAGUGGAAGUUCGCCGCCUGCGUGGUGGACCGCCUGUGCCUCAUGGCCUUCUCGGUCUUCACCAUCAUCUGCACCAUCGGCAUCCUGAUGUCGGCUCCCAACUUCGUGGAGGCCGUGUCCAAAGACUUUGCGUAACCACGCCUGGUUCUGUACAUGUGGAAAACUCACAGAUGGGCAAGGCCUUUGGCUUGGCGAGAUUUGGGGGUGCUAAUCCAGGACAGCAUUACACGCCACAACUCCAGUGUUCCCUUCUGGCUGUCAGUCGUGUUGCUUACGGUUUCUUUGUUACUUUAGGUAGUAGAAUCUCAGCACUUUGUUUCAUAUUCUCAGAUGGGCUGAUAGAUAUCCUUGGCACAUCCGUACCAUCGGUCAGCAGGGCCACUGAGCAGUCAUUUUGCCCAUUAGCCCACUGCCUGGAAAGCCCUUCGGAGAGCUCCCCAUGGCUCCUCACCACCGGGACAGUUGGUUUUGCAUGUCUGCAUGAAGGUCUACCUGAAAAUUCAACAUUUGCUUUUUGCUUGUGUACAAACCCAGAUUGAAGCUAAAAUAAACCAGACUCACUAAAUCCAUUCCAAUAAUUGACUGGUGGAAGGAAAACAAAAAACAAAAACUAAAAACCUCUUAGCUUUUCUGCAAUUCAACUUUUUAUUUUUAUUUCUAUCAAAGACAGUAGAGAGAAACAGCUUGAUGCUGUUUCUACAUUAAAAAAAAAAAAAAAAAAAAAAAGACAGACUGUUGGUCUUACUAAGGAUGUUUUUACCAGCCUGCCUGACUUCUGCAAACCUACCCUGUCAAGGAGAUCAAAGGGACGCAGGUUUCUGUUUAUUCUGAACAAGGGCCAGGCCCCGCGGAGUGUCUUUGGUGGAUCCCAGAUAACUCCUAGGUGCUGCUCUCAGACACUGAGGAGUUGAGCAAAUCUGUUCUAUUCUGCAGAACCCACAGGACAAAUAAGAGUUCUACUAGAAUUAACAGCCCAAAAGAAUAGCUAAAGCUAAGUGAAGCCACUUACAUGGGCUUUAAAAAAAUAAUGUGUUAGCUGAUUCACAUGCACUGGAGUUAAUUAGUCUUAGAAAUGUGUGCAUCCAUACAAAUGCACAACAUAAAGUGAACAUAUUCCUAGGCCCUUUCUGCCUGUGUCAGGGCCAGGAAGUAGAGGCUGGGAACUCUUCUGGUCCCCAGUAUGGCAGGCGCCAGGGAGGGGAUGGUGUGGCCCAUCCCUUCUCUGGAUACCUGGCCAGUGGCAGGCAGCAGGGAGGAGCUGGCCGACCCUCAGUGACUGACAAGCCAGCAAUUCUGAGUUCUGGCCUUUGGGAGUCUGCCUGCUCCAAGCCAGUCCACCCCAGCUGCAGCCCCAAAAGCUGGCUCAAAGUCCUUGGGUGGAUUCACUGGAGAUGGGCAACUUAAAACAAGAGAAACUUUAAUUUUUAAACCUAAGUGAUGAUACAGCUCUUCCCUUAGAUUAUCGCCCAGGCUGGAGUGCAGUGGCAUGAUCUCAGCUCACUGCAAGCUCCACCUCCUGGGUUCAUGCCAUUCUCCUGCCUCAGCCUCCCCCCGAGUAAUUGGGAAUGCAGGCACCCGCCACCAUGCCUGGCUAAUUUUUUGUAUUUUUAGUAGAGAUAGAUAGGGUUUCAUCAUGUUAGCCAGGAUGGUCUCAUUCUUAUUCUUUAAUGAGAUCAGAGGGUAAUUCACCAAGAAAGACCUCUCCUGUUCCAUUGUGUCAUCCAACAACUGCUCAGAGCUCAAAAUUAUAGAAGGCUUCUGAGCCCCUAGAGAUUUUUAAUUUGCUUCUAAUCCCUGAGGUGGGAACAUCAUGAGGGAAGAUUUGAUUUUCAGAGUUAAAUAAAUUGUAUGUGCUUUUCCAGCCA
Pan troglodytes (chimpanzee) is the source of this 3350-nucleotide messenger RNA. RefSeq names its product cholinergic receptor nicotinic alpha 7 subunit (gene CHRNA7). The record is from RefSeq and is a predicted model, not a curated record. NCBI's taxonomy places the organism in Eukaryota, Metazoa, Chordata, Mammalia, Primates, Hominidae. Gene Ontology annotation, molecular function: transmembrane signaling receptor activity; acetylcholine-gated monoatomic cation-selective channel activity. Gene Ontology annotation, cellular component: postsynaptic membrane. Gene Ontology annotation, biological process: monoatomic ion transmembrane transport. The transcript has 10 exons. Bases 112 to 1620 code for a protein of 502 amino acids.